Messenger RNA from Australozyma saopauloensis, 570 nucleotides. RefSeq names its product Srr1p (gene SRR1). Gene Ontology annotation, biological process: phosphorelay signal transduction system. The transcript has a single exon. The record is from RefSeq and is a predicted model, not a curated record. NCBI's taxonomy places the organism in Eukaryota, Fungi, Ascomycota, Pichiomycetes, Serinales, Metschnikowiaceae. The coding region runs from base 1 to 570 and encodes 189 amino acids.
AUGUUAAAAAUGAUAGUACCUCCCCUUCUUGACAAUCGUGCCAUCGGCUUAGAGGCAUGGAAUUCUGCCUCUUCGCGACUAAAGAGCAUUCUCCCAGAGGCUGAAAUCUCCACCGAAAACGUUGCAGCCAUCUUCACUCCACCCAAAGGCGAUGGCCUCCGACUCCCGGAAAACGACCAAUACCGCUUCCUAGUGGUGGACGAUAAUGUAAUUUACUUGCGCAUAUUCAAGCGAGUGCUCCAUAAACUCUUCCCCACUGCUACGGUGGAUGUGCUACAGCUUUCUACUGCAGUUGAUGUGCACUCUCUUCUGCAAUACCACAUAGUCUUUUUGGACAUUGAGAUGCCCGAUGUCACUGGUGUAGAUAUUGCUCGCAGCGUUCGCAGCUGUCCAUCCUUGGAUACUGUCGGGCUUAUCGCUGUGACCACCAGACAUUUGCUUUCAGAUUUACAGUUGUACCAACAAUGUGGAUUUGACCACACCUUCCCAAAGCCGGUUGGCUUGAACCAGGGAAAUAUUUUCGAGCAAAUCUUACGUGUGCUUGAGAACAGAAGUAGCCACUUCUGUUGA